Molecule: messenger RNA, 2449 nt
Organism: Cimex lectularius (bed bug)
Lineage: Eukaryota; Metazoa; Arthropoda; Insecta; Hemiptera; Cimicidae
Gene: Sec10
Product: exocyst complex component 5
Exons: 17
Coding region: 86-2239 (717 amino acids)
Biological process (GO): Golgi to plasma membrane transport; exocytosis
Cellular component (GO): cytoplasm; exocyst
Source: RefSeq, a predicted model, not a curated record
CGCCUCGUGUUACUAUGGGGUAACCUUCCGUUUGUUUUGUUGUCAAAUUUACAUUUUUAUGCAUCCACACAAAUAACUGGACAAGAUGAUGCACCACUACAUAAAAGAAUUGGAACAGGAGCCUUUCGACCACGAAGAAUUUGUGGAAAGGCUCGCCUGGAGGACGGUGGACGUCUUCAAGGAGGACGGCAUCAACAAUUUCGAACCCCAUCUGAUGUACGAAACUUUCCUUCAAGCCAUCAAGGAUCUACAGAUUCUUCAAGAACGUCAACGAAAGAAAUGUGAUAAAUUAGAAGUUAUAUGCCAAGAGGAGGAAAAUAAUCACUGGCAAGAUAUAGCACAGUUUCAAGAAAAGAAUAAGGAAGCUGUCGUCUUGUUUCAAGACUUGGAUGAAAGGAUUAAUUUUGUGGCGACUAAAGUUAUUCACCUCGGCGAUCAGCUGGAGAACAUAAAUAUUCCGAGGUCGAGGGCAGUCGAAGCGCAUAAACUGAUGUGCUACUUUACAGAGUUUUUAAGCCCCGGUCCAGUUAUAUCAGAGGUUUUCACUAAUAAAGAUGAGCUGUUUGAAGCUGCUGAUUUAAUUCAAAAGUUGCACAUGAUAGCACAAGAGCUCCCAGCAGCAAAGUUUGAAGAGGCGAGGAAAAAGAUUGCUCUCAAAUAUGAUGAAAUUGAGAGAUCACUAAUUGAAGAACUCGUCAAAGCUCAUAACGUAGACGAUCGCUCAAGAAUGAAAGAAAUCACGUCAAUUCUUUCACAUUUCAAAGCGUACAGUGAAGGGAUAGAUGCUUUCAUCCAGGAAAGUCAAUGUACGACCAUAAGUGGUAAAGAUAUAUUUAAAGAUAUUUUGCCUUUAACUCAAAAGAAUUUUGUACUGAUGAAAGAGGUCUUCAGUUCGCCUGAGCCAGUGAUGGCAAAAUUUGUAUUAAAUAUUUAUCAUCUGAAGUUGCAGAAUUACAUUGGUACUGUGUUAUCCAAUCACACCGAUGAAGACAAAUAUUUAAUUAAUCUGAUGGAUUUAUAUACUAAGACUGUUCAACUCUCGAAGGAUUUUAGUUGUUUUAAAAUGGGAACAGAUGAUACAUACCUCAGCAAAUUAACUCAUACAAUAUUUCAAAAAUAUUUAGAUUCGUACAUAAGCACUGAAGUUGAAUGUUUAAAAAGAAAAUGUGCCCACCUCUUACAGCAGUACUAUGAUUCGAAAGAUCAUCAGAAGAAACAGCUACAAACACUAGGUUUUCAAGAUUUGAGAAGGCUAGUUAUUGCUAAUAGAGCCAUUAAUAAUAUAACACAGCCUGAUGAUUAUGGUGGUGAGACUUUUCUGUCAGAAGAGUUAGCUAUAUGCGUACUUCAGGAAUCAAAAGUUGCUUUUAAGAGAUGCCAAGUGCUGUCGAGGCCUUCAGAAUUGCCUAGCAAUGCCUUCCAGAUUUUUGAAGAAAUUUCGCAAUGUCUUAUCGUACAGUACGUAGAUUAUGCUAUCGAAUUAGGACUUCAGGCUAUUCCGAGUGCAGAGAGUAAAACACAGCAGAAAAUUUACUUUUUCGAUAUAGUACGCCAAGCAAAUGUCAUCGUUCAUCUCAUAGAUAAGCAUUUUACCGAUUGCUUCAUACCUCUCAUUGUUUCAACUCCAAAGUAUGGAGAUUAUGCGUUGAAAAAGAAGUUUCAUUUUUCCAACUUGGAGCAAAAGUUGAGCAAUGGGAUUGACAGAUCAAUCAAUGCUAUGGUCGGAUGGAUUAAGAUAUUUUUACAAAAUGAGCAAAAGAAAACUGAUUUUAAACCCGAUAUGGAUUUUGAUAUUAUGCAACAACCAACAUUAUCAUCUCAGCCGUGCUUAAAAGUAGUAAAAUAUAUUACCGAUAAUUUAACCCAUAUAAGAGAUUCUUUAGACGGAAGGAACCGUGAAUACGUGAUGACAGAAUUUGGCUGUCGAUUCCAUAGAAUAAUAUAUGAACAUCUACAAACUUUCCAAUAUAACUCUACUGGUGCUAUGUGUGUUAUAUGUGACAUAAAUGAAUAUAGGAAAUGCAUAAAAGAGUUAAAAUCACCUUUAGUGGACACAUUAUUUGAUACUCUCCAUGCAUUGUGCAAUUUAUUACUUGUUAAACCUGAAAAUCUCAAUCAAGUUUGCAAUGGAGAAAAUUUGGCUCCUUUAGAGGGAUCAAUUUUACUCAACUUCAUUCAGCUGAGGACUGAUUACAAAACUCAAAAGUUAGCAAAUUUUCUAAAAGGCAUUACUACGUGAUAACCAACCCCAAAUUAUUACUCAUCCUUAUUAUAUUAUGUUGUUAUUAAUAAUACUAUAUAAAAGUGUAUUUAUCAUUUAUUUUUAUAUAUAAUCUUCAUUAUUUUGUGUUUUAUCUUUCCUGCUCAUCUCUCAACACAAGCAACCAAAAAAUAUACUAAAUAAGUGUAAUUUAUUUUGUAAGAAUAAAAAAGUGAUAUAGUCAAGAAA